Peniophora sp. CBMAI 1063 is the source of this 2070-nucleotide messenger RNA. The record is from the annotation of a GenBank genome assembly. Lineage: Eukaryota; Fungi; Basidiomycota; Agaricomycetes; Russulales; Peniophoraceae.
AUGGAUGAACAUGACUCAAGUAGAGACUUCUGGACCCGAAUGGCGCUCGACCGAACUUCCGGGGCUCCUAGGCCAGCCGUGGGAUCGGUCGAAGCCAGCGCUAGGAUAGAUGUCCUGGAUGACGAGAUCGCAGCCAUCGCGUACGCGUUGGCCGCCGUCAAAACGCGUCGGAACGCCCUCGUUCGCGCAGCUGUUCUUCCCCCGGAAGUCCUCGCCCGGAUCUUCGAGAUUGUGCGGGAUAUCGAACCUAUCGGUCGCAAGAGCGAAGGUUACAAGUCCUUGGGGUGGUAUCGUAUAACUCGGAUAUGCGGCCAUUGGCGGCGCGCAGCAGUGCAACAUGCGACUCUGUGGGGGAAGCUCACACUGGAGGUGCAACAGAGUGGUCUCUGGGAGGCCUUUCGUACUAGGGCAGGAAACGCGCCCGUCGACAUUUACUUGAGCCUAGGGCAUUAUGAGCAGAUUCAAGAGUCGCUCACGCUCGAAGCCAUAAGUCGAACUAUGACGGCCUUUGGCGAAGUUAUCUCGCACAGCACGUCUCUCGUCCGAAGCCUCACAAUAGAAGCAGACACGACACCGUUCGAAUCCCGCUCCGAAGAAGGACGACUCGAGAUGCAUCCCUCUGCUCUUGAAGCACUUCUUCCCCUUCUUCUUCAUAAGCCAGCAGACCGACUUAAACGUCUUGUCCUCCUCGCCCUCCCAUCAUUUGACGGGAACAUCGAUGCGCAGAUGAACACUCUGUCUGCGCAUGUUUCCAGCUUUCUCAAGCAAUAUGCGCCGAGCCUGGAAAACGUUAUGCUUCAAGGCUUCCCCUUCCCUUGGGAUGCAUACAGCAAGUCGCACAUCCGUCGCCUGAAGCUCGCACAGAAUAUAGGCGGAGGCGCCAACGGGCGAUAUCUGAAAUAUAACUUCCCCUCUAUCUUAGAAUACCUGCGAGAGUCCCCGCAGUUGGAAGAGCUCGACCUUGAAGUAUCUCUUCCUUUUCCGCAUGCCACCGCCAACGAGGAGCCGACCAUCGCUCUGCCGCGUAUGAAAUAUCUGCGCUUAGUUGGUGCCUCAGACACGCAUUUCGCGCUGUGGAGACUUCUCCGUGUUCAUACGGAUGCCCGUUCUAUCGUCGUCCUCCACGAGGUUGACAAUAUGUUUGACUUUCCCUCAAUCAGUCAUUGUCUCACAGAGCACAUCCAUCGCAACGAGUUUGAUUACGAUACUCUACAACUCUCGGCACUCAGCUUGAGAGGAGGAUACGAGGGCACACCCUCCCUAAUCAUUGAUCUGUUCGACAAGAGCAGAAAGCUCUAUCGCCCCCGCGUUAUCUACAGCCAGGACCGCUUUGUUGGUCUCGAAGGCUCUCACCACCCCGGGUUUCAUAUCGCGUUAAUCGGCGUUAGCGACCAUAACGCCUUCGAUGCUGGAGCGUCGGAUGUAGAGUCUGAUCUGACGGACACGAACCUCGACCCAGCACCCUUUCACCCUCGGAGGCCGCGAACGAUAUUUCGCUGUGGCCCUUCCAUCGUCAAGGAAGUAUUAUCGAGUGUCGAGAUGUCGCACUUGCGGUCCCUCAAACUCUCCACACGUCUCGACAUGGGCUGCCCUUGGACUGCUCGUUUCCUUCGAUCCAUUUUGAAAAGGGCGACCGCGUUGGAACACAUUCGGCUAGAUGUCUCGAUGCGUGAUCUUAUCGUUUCUGCGGCCAAUGCUCUCAAACCGAAUGCGGAUGCCUCUCGGCCCCCUCCCGCACCCGCGCUAAGAACACUAUAUGUCGAAAACGCUGUCUUCGACUGGAACGGCGGCGAACCGCAGCCUGUCAUCUUUAACGAAAUGCUCGAGCAGCGCUCGCAGAGGCAUCUCGGCCCUCGGAAGCUGAAGCUCAGGCGCUGCAAAAUGGGCAACGAGCCGUGGGCCACGCAAUGGAGGGCAUUGGUCGAAAAGGUCAUCUGGGACGGGUAUGGGACGGACGUCGUCGGGCAAGUCGGGGAUGUUGAGACGAGUGACUGGGCUGCGAGCGAUGAAGAGAACGUAUCUCCGAUGCUACCUGAGGAAGAUGUGGAAGAUGACUGGUGGUCCCUGUAA